UUAAUAUCAUUACAUUUUCCUUCAUAUCUGUUUUUCAUACUUAUCUGUUUUUAGGUACGUGUAUUGCGAGAAGAAAAAUUCCAAAAGCUGUCCAGUUCGUGGUGUUAAAAUUUUAAACAACCCGAUCAAAUUUUCUCCUUCAAUGCGGCAUAACCAUGCGUACGAUUUACUUACCAUUGAUGUUAAGAGUUCUAAUAACGCAUUAAUCGCAUCUUCUAAGAAACAUUUCUAUUCUAUUGAUGACAUUUAUUUUAAUGUUUCAAAAUCUCACGUUGAUGAAAUUAAAACAAGAUUACCAUUAAAAAUUCUUAAGCCAGGAAUGCGUUAUCAUCAAAAGAAGAUGGCUGCCAGCUUGCCGAUGUUAAAUACUUAUGGUGAAGUCGUAGAUUUUCUAACAAAGCAUAUAAGUUUGACAAAAUAUUCUGCAGAUAAGCUUAUCACAUUGCGUAAUGUCGGAGACGAUGUUCUACUACUUGGGGACCCUGGAAUCGCGGCAUCAUGUCAGUUUGAUACAUUACACAUGAGUUCUACCAUCAAUGUUCUUCUUACUUUUGGAAAUACUCGUAUCCUCACUUUCAUUUUAGGACAAUAUGAACAUUAUGCAUUUCUUAUUGGGAUUGUACUGUGGGCUAGACAAACCGCAGAAAUUUGCACGGAAAUACUUCGUCAGAUUAAAUUCUUCUUGCUCCCUAGUAUCAACUUAUCGAAAAUCUACGUGGACUUUGAUUUAAAAAUUUUUGUGAAAGAAGUUUUUCCGGAAAGUAAUAUUCAUGGCACCUACAACAAUUACUGCCGCAUAUUAUACCAUGAGUCUUAUGAGAAAAAUGUGAGAAUCGUUAAUCCUUCUCAUGAAGAAUUUUUAAAAAUCUGUUUUUCUCUUAUUCUUCUACCCCAUGAAAAAAUAGAGAAAGGUUUUAACGAGUUGGUGAACAAUCUGACACACGAUGCAAAUGUUCAGCUUACAAAUUUUAUUGGGUACUUCAGGACGACGUGGAUACAAGGGGUAGGUCCGACAAAUAUGUCUCUUUUCGAGAAAACGGACAGUUUAAAUACUGUACCAGUCUUAUUUUGAACAUCUCUUCAAAAUGAAAUGGGCGAAAAACCUUCACUAUGGAAAUUUUUUG
Messenger RNA from Cotesia glomerata, 1124 nucleotides. RefSeq lists its product as uncharacterized. Bases 143 to 1072 code for a protein of 309 amino acids. The transcript is spliced from 4 exons. The record is from RefSeq and is a predicted model, not a curated record. NCBI's taxonomy places the organism in Eukaryota, Metazoa, Arthropoda, Insecta, Hymenoptera, Braconidae.